Lithohypha guttulata is the source of this 960-nucleotide messenger RNA. RefSeq lists its product as uncharacterized. NCBI's taxonomy places the organism in Eukaryota, Fungi, Ascomycota, Eurotiomycetes, Chaetothyriales, Trichomeriaceae. Gene Ontology annotation, molecular function: L-ornithine transmembrane transporter activity. Gene Ontology annotation, biological process: mitochondrial L-ornithine transmembrane transport. Gene Ontology annotation, cellular component: mitochondrion. The coding region runs from base 1 to 960 and encodes 319 amino acids. The transcript has 2 exons. The record is from RefSeq and is a predicted model, not a curated record.
AUGCAAGCGAGUGGCGCACUUGAGACACGAGAGACAGAGCUGUAUGCCGGACGACUAAGCACUGCUUCGAUACCAGCCAGAGUACCACUCAUAUCAGGCACAGAUGCAUUAGCAGGAGCCAUCGGAGGAGUGGUAUCUGUAUUACUUGGUCAACCUUUCGACCUCAUUCGUGUUCGUUUGCAAACGUCCAACUCCAGCAAUGUCCUGAAAACAGCGAAGGACAUCUGGGUUUAUGAAGGGCCACGUGCAUUCUACAAAGGCGCAGCUGUCCCUUUUGCUGGUGUUGGAGUGUGUGUUGGUAUCCAAUUCGCCACCUUUCACAGCUUGCGACGGACUCUGGCCAAAGAUAACCAACCUUCGGUCGUUCAAAGCUAUAUUUGUGGUGGUGCCGCUGGUGCCUCCAACAGUUUGAUAUCCUCUCCGGUCGAGCACAUUCGCACAAGACUCCAGCUUCAACCUCAUGGAGCAGGUAGGCUAUAUUCGGGACCAGUGGAAUGCAUCAAAGCCAUAGUAAGGCAAGCUGGAAUACGGGGAAUCUUCAAAGCAUAUCCUGUAGCUCUUGUAAAGGAAAUUCAGGCAUUUGGCUGUUACUUCGCUGCGUUCGAGGCCAGCAUGACUGGGCUAUGCACGUUACAAGGGAAACUGCGCAGUGACUUGACGGUAUGGGAAACCAUUCCUUGUGGUGCAUUGGGUGGAAUCGGUUUUUGGGUGGGUAGUUUUCCAAUUGAUGUCAUAAAAACGAGGUUGCAAGGAGACGCUUUCGGGGAGGCAGCUCAGUAUCGAAGUGCUCGGAUGGCAGUUGCCAAGACGUGGCAAGAAGGUGGUGUCAAAGCGUUCUGGCGUGGCCUAUCUCCGACACUGGGUCGAGCAGAUAAGAAGGUUAAUGGCGCAACCACCUCAUCUACUGCCAGAUCUUUGACCACUUCAGCACAAGCCAUACUCGACAGAAGAAGAUUGUAG